AUGAACUCUACAGCCACAUUCAAUUCUACAGCUGCAUUCAAUUCUACAGCCAACGAUUCAGUCGCCCAGAGUGUUUAUCCUCACAUCGCUGAGCCAUCGCUCUCAAUUUUUUUCCGUCUUUUUGUAUUCGUGCUUAUCACGCUGGCGAGUGUUGUAGGAAACGCUGUGGUCUGCAGAGCCAUGUUCUUGUUGUCUUACCAUCAAUUGCCUUUCUCUUACUAUCUGGUCACCAAUCUGGCUGCCGCGGAAAUGAUCAGUUCGCUGUGUUUUCCAUUCUACUUUGUCUACGAUUGGAUGCUAGCGUGGCCUUUCGGUGAAGCUGCAUGCAAACUGGUGUUUCCUGUGCAAAUGACGGCCACGUUAGUGGUGACUUACACUCUGGCUUUGAUCGCAGCACGAAGGUACCGAGUGAUUGUGACAUAUCGCGGUCAAUUAGGGCCACUGCAAAAGAGAAAAGUAUUUGUAGUGUUGAGUCUGUUGUGGAGCGCAGCCUUGACAGUUGUCGCACCAUCUGCUGUCGUGCAUAGUGUUACUAAGUAUGGAACAAGUCACUUUUGUGUAGCUUUGUUCCCAGGCGAUACAACUAUCCAUGCACCAACGCACACCCGUUACUCGAUUGUUCGUCUCUUUCUAAGCUAUAUUGUUCCAUAUCUCAUAAUCGUCAUAUCGUACGGUGCUGUUGCUCUGAGAUUGAAGAGACACAUGGCAAGGGCUACUGCCGCGCGCAAAAGUGAUUCCACAGAGGACGGAACACAGCUACAAACAGAUGAACACGUGUGUAUCCAUCUUCAAAGACUGGAAAUUGUUCAUAAAUCGUCGCAAAAGAACGGAUCCGAGGGUAACGCGAAAUAUCUAAUCGCGAAAAUUACGAAUGGAUGCUGUUGGAGACAAGGUUCCUUGGAUGAUCGCUCUUCUCGAGGCCAAACAUCGCAGAGAGCGAAACAUUCGCAACAUACAGAUGCAAACGUGACAGAUCUAGAGCUGGAUAUCCUAAGAAUGAUAUACGUGAUCAUUAUUAUUUUUAUCAUUUGCUACAUUCCGAUCCAAGUUUCGUUUAUCUACGAGCAAGUAAACGGCGGGCUAUCAACUUGGCCUUAUUACCCAAUCGUCAGGAGAUACAUGUUUUUAUUGCAUUGUCUUCCAGGCGCGUUCCAUCCCAUUUUGUACGGCACCAUGAGCAAGUUUUAUGCGAAUGCGUUUGCAAAACUAGUGAUGUGUAAGAAAUAG
Pocillopora meandrina is the source of this 1227-nucleotide messenger RNA. NCBI's taxonomy places the organism in Eukaryota, Metazoa, Cnidaria, Anthozoa, Scleractinia, Pocilloporidae. The record is from the annotation of a GenBank genome assembly.